GUCUGGCAGGCUACAGUCCACAUAGUCACAAAUAGUCGGACAUGACUGAGUGACUAAGCACAGCACAUAAAUAAUAUAAAUGCAACACCUCAUUUGUUAAAGUAACAGCUUCUGACUGUUACUUUAAUGAAUGAGAUAGAUUUCUUUGUGAGCCACACAUUUUCUGUUAACAAGCUGCUCAGUGUUUUUUAACUAGAUGAAGUCCCUCCAAUAUGUAUACUGUCCACCCCCAAUUUUCCACCAAUAGGAUUGCAAGACAAGCACAGCAUCAGCUGAUAGUCACUGGCUGAUAGUGUUGAGUCAUAAUCAACUCCACCCAUGCUGGGCUGCAGACAGCAGGGCGGCAGUGGGUUCAGUGUAAAGGAUAUCAGCCCCAAAGAGGAAUUCUUCCUCAAGAAGGUUCUUGUUCCAAGAACCAUGUAAUAAGACUCAAAAGGCCUUAGUGUAGACUUCCAUAGCUCACCAUCUUCCUUUCUGAAGUUAUAUGGAAAUUCUUCAGACAAUAAACUCUGUCUUGGUGAGGAAGAGUCCUUUAAAGAAACAUGGUGAAUUACUACAAAGUCCUAGGCGUGCCUCACAAUGCUUCCUCCUCUGAUAUUAAGAAGGCCUAUCACCAGUUAGCUCUUCGGGUCCACCCAGACAAGAACUCAGAAAACCGGGAGGCAGCUGAGGAGAAGUUCAAACAAAUAGCAGAGGCCUAUGCGGUCUUGUCAGAUGCCGAGAAACGGGACAACUAUGACAACACCAGAAGGCACUGCAUCAAAAGGGAAAACAGAAGAGAUGGCAGGGACAAGGAUUAUUUGAAGAAGGAACUGCGCUUUGCAAGCCCAUGCUGUGACUUUCAAAGCAUCUUUGAAGAUCAAGACUUCUUCUCAGGAAACUGUUUUCCCACUGACAGUGUGGGAGGGGCCAGGAGAUUCCGCUCCUCCUUCUUUGAUGUGACCCCCAUCCUGGACACAGGAUUUUCUACUUUUGUAUCCCUGGGCUCUGGGCCGAAUUCCCCUUCCUCCAAGACAUUUGUACCCUUCAUAAGCAGUGGAAUGGGAAACUUCAAACUGGUCACCACUUAUAGCCAGGUAGUGAAUGGCAAGAAAGUAGUUAUAAAGAAAGUUCUAGAAAAUGUGAGCCAGAAGACCAAAAUGGGAAAAGACCACCUAUUUCAUCAGAUUCCUCCACGCCAUGGGUAAGGAGUUGCUGCCGUGUUCUUUGAUAGGGAGACUUUGCUGUGAGGCUGGUGUGUCUGGUGCUGAUCCCAGACAGAACUGGAAUCUGAGAAUGUGUUGAAAUGGAAUG
Molecule: messenger RNA, 1293 nt
Organism: Cervus elaphus (red deer)
Lineage: Eukaryota; Metazoa; Chordata; Mammalia; Artiodactyla; Cervidae
Product: dnaJ homolog subfamily B member 6-like
Exons: 1
Coding region: 543-1187 (214 amino acids)
Biological process (GO): positive regulation of proteasomal ubiquitin-dependent protein catabolic process; protein refolding
Cellular component (GO): cytosol; endoplasmic reticulum membrane
Molecular function (GO): Hsp70 protein binding; ATPase activator activity
Source: RefSeq, a predicted model, not a curated record